Molecule: messenger RNA, 1287 nt
Organism: Cantharellus anzutake
Lineage: Eukaryota; Fungi; Basidiomycota; Agaricomycetes; Cantharellales; Hydnaceae
Product: glycosyltransferase family 50 protein
Exons: 5
Coding region: 1-1287 (428 amino acids)
Biological process (GO): GPI anchor biosynthetic process
Cellular component (GO): glycosylphosphatidylinositol-mannosyltransferase I complex; membrane
Molecular function (GO): GPI mannosyltransferase activity; alpha-1,4-mannosyltransferase activity
Source: RefSeq, a predicted model, not a curated record
AUGCGUCUCGAGCAUGUUACCUUCAAGCAUGUCGUCUUCCUCGGAGUCCUUCUCCGUGCGGUCCUAAUCGUCUAUGGGAUGUAUCAUGACAGUCAUGCUGCUCUCAAGUAUACCGACGUCGACUAUCGAGUGUUCUCCGAUGCAGCGAGGUUCAUAGUAACUCCAGGGGCUAGGGGCAGUGGCCAUGUGCACGGUUCAGCCAAAGGGUGCCCUUACAAUCGGGAGACAUACCGCUACACACCUCUUCUAGCCAUCCUCAUGAUACCGAACGAAGUCAUCCAUCAUACAUUUGGAAAAGUGCUUUUCGCGGCCUGUGAUAUCCUCAUCGGAUACAUACUCUACUGCCUUCCUACAAAUGGCACAUCCAUGAGGGAUAAAGUGUGGUGGAUAGCCGCACUCUGGCUUCUCAAUCCCAUGCCAGCCAACAUUUCGACUCGAGGUUCCGCAGAAUCGGUCCUUGGACUUUUUGUCAUCUCGACUCUUGCGUUAGCCAAAAGCGGCAGACUGGACGCCGCUGCAAUUUCACUUGGGCUUGCAGUUCAUUUCAAGAUAUACCCUUUUAUUUAUGGCGCAAGUUUACUGGCAUUUAUACACACCAGAGCGAAAACCAAACUUGGCAACGCGGAACAAGCAAAAUCCUCCAAGGAGGACGGAACGAGAGCUCUACUCUCGAUCUUUGAUACAUGGACUCUGUUAGCACAGGCACGAUUCACAUUGAUCAGUUUUGGUUCUUUCGCUAUCUUGAAUAUCUUUAUGUAUCUUAUUUGGGGCCAACCCUUUCUCGAGCAUUCCUAUCUCUAUCACCUCACUCGAAAAGAUCACAGACACAACUUCUCCCUCUACUUCUAUCCAACGUACCUCACCUACAGCCAACCCAGAUCAUCAUCUAUGGCUCACUACUUGUCGCCUCGCAACGCUCUCCUUAGCUUCAUCCCCCAAAUGGUAUUGUCUAUUGGAUCAGGUUUUCUCUUCGGGGGGAAAGAUAUCGCCUUGGCAUGGUUCAUCCAAACCGUUUGUUUCGUCCAUUUCAAUCGAGUGUGCACAUCUCAAUAUUUCAUGUGGUACAUGUGGUUCUUGCCAAUAAUCCUACCCCGAGUGAAAUUAUCCAAACUGCGCGCAACAGCUCUCUUAGCAAUAUGGAUCUCCGCCCAGGCUCUAUGGCUCUCAAUAGCCUACCGCCUCGAAUUCCUCGGACAAGACGUUUUCCUCCCUCUCUGGCUCUCAAGCAUCCUAUUCCUAUUCGCAAAUUGCUACGUACUAGUAGAACUCGUGAAAGCCUAUAGAUGA